CAAUAUGCCAUCUUUGCUGUUGCUGGAAGCUAUCUGCAUCUUCCUGUUUUCCAGAGCAUCCCCAUGCCUCUCGCUUCAGGAAGUCCAUGUGAGCAGGGAGACCAUUGGGAAGAUUGCUGUUGCCAGUAAAAUGAUGUGGUGCUCAGCGGCGCUGGACGUCCUGUUUCUGUUAGAUGGCUCUCUCAGCAUUGGGAAAGGGAGCUUUGAGCGGGCCAAGCACUUUGCCAUCACAGUUUGUGACACACUGGACAUCAGCCCUAAGCGGGUCAGAGUGGGGGCAUUCCAGUUUGGUUCCACUCCUCAUCUGGAAUUCCCCUUGGAUUCAUUUUCAACCCGAAAGGAAGUGAAGGCAAGACUCAAGAGUAUGGUUUUCAAAGGAGGACGCACAGAGACGGGCCUCGCUCUGAAACACCUUCUGCACGGGGGGUUUCCUGGGGGCAGGAAUGGCUCCGUGCCCCAACUCCUUAUCAUUGUCACUGACGGGAAGUCCCAGGGGCAUGUGGCACUGCCAGCCAAGCAGCUGAAGGAAAAGGGAGUUACUGUGUUUGCUGUGGGGGUCCGGUUUCCCAGGUGGGAGGAGCUGCACGUGCUGGCCACUGAGCCCAAGGAGCAGCACGUGCUGUUGGCUGAGCAGGUGGAGGAUGCCACCAAUGGCCUCCUCAGCACCCUCAGCAGCUCUGCCCUCUGCACUCCAGCUGCGCCAGACUGCAGGGUUGAGGCUCACCCGUGUGAACGCAAGACACUGGAGACCAUCCGGGAACUCACGGGCGAUGCCCUGUGCUGGAGGGGAUUGCAGCGUGCAGACGCAGUGCUGGCCUUGCGCUGCCCCUACUACAGCUGGAAGAAAGUGUUGGUCAGCCACCCCACCAGCUGUUAUAGGACCACCUGCCCAGGCCCUUGUGACUCGCAGCCCUGUCAGAACGGAGGCACGUGCAUUCCAGAAGAAAUGGGCCGGUACCGCUGUCUCUGCCCACUGGCCUUCGGAGGGGAGGCCAACUGCGCCCCCAAACUGAGCCUGGACUGCAGGAUCGAUGUCCUCUUCCUGCUGGACAGCUCUGCGGACACCACCCUGGAGGGCUUCCUGCGGGCCAAGGCCUUUGUGAAGCGGUUCGUGCAGGCUGUGCUGAGCGAGGACUCGAGAGCCCGUGUGGGCGUGGCUGUGUACAACAGGGAGCUGGAGGUGGUCGUGCCGGUGGGCGAGUACCCGGAUGUGCCAGACUUGGUCAAGAGCCUUGACCGCAUUCCAUUCACGAGUGGCCCCACCCUGACGGGCAAGGCCUUGCGGCAGGCAGCAGAGCGUGGCUUUGGGAUCGCCACCAGGACAGGACAGAACCGUCCCCGCAGAGUGGUGGUCCUCUUCACAGAGUCACACUCCCAGGAUGAGGUCGCCGGCCCCGCACGUCACGCAAGAGCCAGAGAACUGCUCCUGCUGGCCAUCGGCAGGGUGGCUGUGCGGGCAGAGCUGGAGGAGAUCACGGGGAGCCCGAAGCAUGUGAUGGUCUACACAGACCCCCAGGACCUGUUCACCCAAAUCCCAGAGCUGCAGAGAAAGCUGUGCAGCCAGCCACAACCCGGCUGCCAGACACAGGCACUGGACCUGGUCUUCCUGUUGGAUUCCUCAGCCUCCGUGGGGCCUGAGAACUUCGCCCAGAUGCAGGGCUUUGUGAGGAGCUGUGCCCUCCAGUUUGACGUGAACCCGGAUGUGACGCAGGUCAGCCUGGUAGUCUACGGAAGUCAGGUGCAGACAGCCUUUGGGCUGGACACCCAUCUCACCCGCGCUGCCGCUCUGCGGGCCAUGAGCCAGGCCCCCUACUUGGGUGGGGUGGGCUCAGCCGGCAUGGCCCUGCUGCAUAUCUAUGAUAAAGUGAUGACUGUCCAGAGAGGUGCCCGGCCUGGGGUCCCCAAGGCUGUGGUGAUGCUCACUGGUGGGCGGGGGGCAGAGGAUGCAGUUGUCCCUGUCCAGAAGCUGAGAAGCAAUGGCAUCUCUGUCUUGGUGGUGGGUGUGGGGCCUGUGCUGAGAGAAUCUCUCAGGAGACUCGCUGGUCCCCGGGACUCCUUGAUCCACGUGGCAACUUUUGCUGAUCUGCACUACCAUCGGGACACGCUCAUCAAGUGGUUAUGUGGAGAAGCCAAGCGUCCAGUGAACCUCUGCAAACCCAGCCCAUGCAUGAAUGAGGGCACCUGUGUCCUACGGAAUGGGAGCUACCGCUGCGCGUGUCGGGGUGGCUGGGAGGGCCCCCACUGCGAGAAUCGGGUACUGAGGGGAGAUGCCCCCAAUACACGUGCCUCCCGCCAUGAUCCUGCAAGACAGCAGCCAGCUCCCUUCUAGCAACUUCCUGGACAUCCCGGAAGCUGAAUGCUGCCCUCAGCAAAGUGGGUCUCUCGGGGCCAUUUGCAUGUCCAUUUCUUGCUCUGGGCAGAGCCUUGCUGCUCACAAGCCUUCAUUGAGAAGAAGGACAUCCCAGCUGCAGUCGCUGCUGCUUGAUGACAGCAAUAGCAGCUGAUGUCACUCACCAACAGUGCUGCUGCAAGUGUGAUGUGUCAGUGCUUACUGUCUGUGCUGGGUUGUACCUUGUCCAGGAAGUCACCUGCCACUUUCCCUCUGAGGAGAAAGGGACAUUUGAUGGCCUAAUUGCUCAUCACUUUGCUGGCCACAAAUGCUAGACAAAAUGUUGCAUCAAUAAUGCAUUUACUGAAGUGUGAGGAGGACCAGAGGGAAAAUGUAUAGUCCUCUUCAUUUCCGGAAUGAUCUCUCAUGUGCAUUUAACUCGUAGUGUAAAGAGGAAUUCAGCUGGCUAGCAUUUGUGAAUUCUUCUGGGGACUGGAUCUAUCUAUACUGGGGAGAGAACUGAAAAGGUCUCAGACUAGAAUUUGCAGGUUUUAUCUAUAAGGGAGGGACUGAGUGCCCAGGGCUUCCUUUUCAAAAAAGUGUACUUAGGAGGGGUUCGUGGUGAUGGGCAUAUUAAAAACUCCAUUUAUCCUACUUCUACAGGACAAAGAGUAGAAUUCUAGAACUCAACAAGUGAACAAUAAAAAAGCUCAUAGAGUUUUGCUGUUUAAAACAUAGGUAUUGUGUUAAGUUUUUGUUUUGAUUUGCUUUUCAUGCCCAGUGUUUAAAGGAAUAUUACAAGAGACAUGGUUGGCUAUUUAUUUACCAGAGAUAUUUUGUACCUAUGUGACAACAAGAGUUAUUUGGAUUUUCUUCUGGCAAACUAGGUACUUGGGAAUCAGUAUUCAGAAAUAAGUGCUUCUCCUUGGGCAAGUUGUUGGACUUACACUAGAAGUGUUUAUUGAGCUCUGACAGAAAUCUGGAUAUAUUAUUAUAGUGUUUUUGCUUUUUUUUUUUAGCAUAUUUUAAUGUGUUCUUUUAUAUACAAAAAUUCGAGGCAAGGCUACUUUGCUUUCAACAAACUUUAAAGAAAUUCAGGUUUUCUGCAAUUAGAAACAUGCUUCUAGAAGUAUCACUGUGGUAUGUUGAAGGCAUGGAUCUGUUCUUCCAAGCAUUGAGUUGUGACAAUCGUUUGUGUUAGAGGGAUAUUUUCAUUAAUAAUUAAAUUUCUUGUUAUCACAAUAUCCUUCACAGAUGACAGCAUCAGGGCAGAAUCACCUGCCCACCAGAGAUUCUGAGCAGUGCUAGCAUAGAAACUAUGUGAAUUCAUUAAGAUUUGUAGAAGGUUAAUUGUUUUACCAUUGGGGUCAUUAUCAUUAGGGAUAAAUGCAUGUCUCAUUUGAAUUACUUAGACUUCAGCAACAAACUGGUUUGAUGUGUUAAGAACUUUCCCUGUUUCUUUCUAGGAGCUGGGGUCUGGCCCUUGAAUAGCAGCAAGGAAUUGAUAUCUUAUUGUCUAACCAACCCAGCACAUUUCUCUGAUUUAAGAUAAACCUCUAGUUCUACUUUCUU
This is a messenger RNA of Perognathus longimembris pacificus (Pacific pocket mouse), 3901 nucleotides long. It is a transcript of the gene Vwa2, whose product is annotated as von Willebrand factor A domain containing 2. The transcript is spliced from 13 exons. Bases 5 to 2329 code for a protein of 774 amino acids. Gene Ontology annotation, molecular function: calcium ion binding. The record is from RefSeq and is a predicted model, not a curated record. NCBI's taxonomy places the organism in Eukaryota, Metazoa, Chordata, Mammalia, Rodentia, Heteromyidae.